This is a messenger RNA of Candidula unifasciata, 347 nucleotides long. The record is from the annotation of a GenBank genome assembly. NCBI's taxonomy places the organism in Eukaryota, Metazoa, Mollusca, Gastropoda, Stylommatophora, Geomitridae.
UUGCCACAUGUUGGGCUUACACUAUAUUUAUGCUUCAAAUGGGUCUACUGCUGACAACAACUGCAGCGAACCUGACCCAAUCACCACACCAAAACCAUACAUACCAGAAACAGAGCCAGUCACCAGUCACAAGCCAUCCCCUGUGGUCAGUACCGUGUCCAAUACAACAGCGUCAACAAGCACACAAGAUACUGCCCAUUACGAUUCAUCUCGGGACCUUGGGAAAAAUGAUAACAGUUUUGCCUGGCCUCUCGUGGGUGUCGUUCUGUUCCUGGUGAUGUUGAUACUCUUCAUUGGGCUGAUCAUGUUCUGGCGCAAGCGUAAGGGCAAAUCUGUGUGGGUUUGUG